Trametes versicolor FP-101664 SS1 is the source of this 1524-nucleotide messenger RNA. RefSeq names its product GroES-like protein. The record is from RefSeq and is a predicted model, not a curated record. Gene Ontology annotation, biological process: alcohol metabolic process. Lineage: Eukaryota; Fungi; Basidiomycota; Agaricomycetes; Polyporales; Polyporaceae. Bases 319 to 1404 code for a protein of 361 amino acids. Gene Ontology annotation, molecular function: alcohol dehydrogenase (NADP+) activity; zinc ion binding. The transcript has 4 exons.
CCGCUCCCUCGACGCAUCAUCGAUCUACCAAGCCUCGGUGCGCUGAGGUGCCUGCACCACGGCACCUACUCCCUCAUCGCAGCAUCCGAUCGGCAUACGUUUAUGCAACACGCGCGCGUCCUUGACGUCGGUAACCGGCCACCCAUCGAGCGGCGCGGCAUUUACUCAGCCGCCUCGAAAAUGCGACGCGUUUUGCACCUGCUAUCUUGUGGCGGGGGUAUAUAGAGCCCUGGCGCACCCAGAGACAGCUCAUAUCACCUCCCUCCCAUUCGCCGUUUUCACUUCCUAUCACACCCUCUCACGACACCGCCUGCAAAAAUGUCCGCACAGAACGAGCUCGAGUUCAAGGGUUACGCGAUGACCGACCCGUCUGCGUGGUCGACCCUCUCCGUCACCUCCUUCCGGCCCAAAACUUUCGGCCCUGACGACGUCGAGAUCGCAAUUACCCACUGUGGUGUCUGCGGAUCUGACCUUCACACGCUUACCGGCGGGUGGGGACAGUCGCAUCUCCCACUUGUCGUCGGCCACGAGAUCGUCGGAAAAGUCACGCGCGUCGGUGCGAACGUGAAGAGCCUCAAAGCCGGCGACCGCGCUGGUGUCGGCGCGCAGGUCGGGAGCUGUCUCGACUGCCGCGCGUGCAACGACAACUACGAGAACUACUGCCCGAAGAUGAUCCACACAUACAACCACGAAUACGCCGACGGUGUGAUCACCCAGGGUGGCUACGCGACCGGCAUCCGCGCGCACGAGCGUUUCGUCUUUCCCAUCCCCGACGCGGUAGAGUCACGUCACGCCGCGUCGAUGCUUUGCGCCGGUGUCACCGUGUACUCGCCUCUCAAGGAGUAUGGCGCGGGACCGGGAAAGAAGGUCGGCGUCAUCGGUAUUGGUGGUCUUGGCCACUACGCCAUCCUCUUCGCGAAAGCGAUGGGCGCGGAGGUGUACGCGUUCACGCGCGGCACAGCGAAGGCGGAGGACGCGAAGGCGAUGGGUGCGGAUCACUGCAUUGACACGACGGUUGAUGGCUACUGGAAGGACCUCGGCAUGACGUUCGACAUCCUCAUCUCGACCGUCGACAAGUUCCCCGCGGGCGUGUCGAUCCGCGAGUUCCUCGGCAUGCUGUACGUGCACGGCAAGUUCAUCUCCGUGGGCCUGCCCGACGUCGACCAGCCGCUCCCCGCUAUCCACCCCUUCGACGUCAUGAUGAACGGCUCGCUCCUCGGUGGCUCGCACAUCGGCUCGAAGGAGGACAUGCUGGAGAUGCUCGCGCUCGCGGCGGAGAAGGGCGUGAAGCCCUGGAUCCAGGAGCUGCCGAUGAAGGACGCGGGCAAGGCGCUCGAGGGCGUGCAGGCCGGCAAGGUGCGCUACCGGUACGUCCUCCAGCAGGACAUCGCGCCUGUCGCAUGAGAGGUUCGGACAUACCCAGUUCCUUGAUAUCAUAGAUGCGCGCGCGACACAUAGACAUGUAGCUGUAUGACCCCCAUAGUGUAUACUUUUUUCUAGAGUCAUGGCAUACCACGUAAUGAC